Zophobas morio is the source of this 701-nucleotide messenger RNA. RefSeq names its product COP9 signalosome complex subunit 2-like. The record is from RefSeq and is a predicted model, not a curated record. Lineage: Eukaryota; Metazoa; Arthropoda; Insecta; Coleoptera; Tenebrionidae. Gene Ontology annotation, cellular component: COP9 signalosome. Bases 240 to 701 code for a protein of 153 amino acids. The transcript is spliced from 9 exons. Gene Ontology annotation, biological process: protein deneddylation.
GUACAAAGUAUAUUGAAUUUAUUGAAGCCUCUUACAAUUUAGUUGAUUCAUCGCAAAACCAGAAUGUUUGGGCAAAGUUGUCUUUUGCAGCAGCAGAGCAUUAUUUAAAAUUAGAACACUAUGAAAAACUUGAAAAAGUUUUAGAUGCAAUUUAUAAACAUUGCUUAACUCCAGAUGGAAAAGAGGACAUUGCAAGGAAGGGAACUCGCUUAAAGCAGCUUUUUGCGCUGAAAAUACAAAUGCACACGCAAAAAAAUGAGUUGAGCUUCUUAAGGAAACUUUUUGAAAAAUGCGAAAAAAUUGACUCGGCUAUUCCUUCCCCUUCAGUAAUUGGCGUUAUUUAUGAAUGUGGCGGCCGACUGGCUAUGAAAGAUUCUCGCUAUCAGGAUGCAAAAGCUUACUUUUAUAAGGCCUUUCAAGCCUUUGACCAAUCAGCAGAUUAUAGAAGAAAGUCUUGCUUAAUUUAUUAUGUGCUGGCUGUCAUGCUCGAUAAGAAGCGAGUAGAAGAAACGAGUAUUAAUCCUUUUACUUCUGAAGAAACUCAAAUUUAUAAAAGUGAUUCAGAAGUGAGACCUUUCUAUGAUCUCUUUGAAGCCUUCAACAGCUUGAAUCUUUUCCAGUUCAAUAAAGUUUUUCAUGAAAAUGAGGAAUAUUUUUAUAAAGACGAACUUAACUGCAAGAAACUACACAAAUGCAAGUAA